GUGGAUGGAUCCCAAAACAAUGGCAAGGGAGAGAAAUUAAAGAAAAAAUCAUUUUGGAAAGCUAGGGACAUCCAUGCAAGAGGAGUUUCCUAAAAGAGAUCCCCGGGUAAAUGUCAGCAUUAUUUGAUCCUAACACUUGCUCUUUGCAGGUGAUGUGGAUCGUGUCUUAUGGCCACUAGAAACAGGACAGAAGUAACUGAAUUUGUCUUACUGGGCCUGUCCAGCUGGCCAGAGAAGCAACCUGUUAUUUUGGAGAUUGUCCUUACCAUGUACCUCGUGGCCGUUAUGGGCCAUGCCCUAUUAGUAAUUGUUGCCCUCUCCGACCCCAAGCUUCAGACCCCCAUGUAUUUCCUGCUCAGCCAACUUUCCUUUAUUGACAUAUUUCUGACAACCAUCACUGUUCCCCAGAUGCUGGUGCACUCACUGUCUGUGAAUAAAACCAUCUCCUUUAACUGCUGCAUGAUUCAGCUCUUCUUUUUUAUGGCUGUGGGCAGCAUGGAAGGCCACCUGUUGGCUGCCAUGGCCUAUGACUGCUAUGUUGCUAUCUGCGACCCCUUAAGAUACUCGGCCACCAUCAGCUGUCGCCUCUGUCUGCGCAACACGUUGAUCUUGUGGGUGGUCGUCAGCCUCAACAGCCUCCUUUAUAGUGUGUUGGUCACCCGGCUCAUGAGGAGGGAGAACCAGAGCAGUAUGUCCCAGUUCCUCCUCCUGGGGCUCCCCAUCCGGCCAGAGCAGCAGGGCAUGGUCUUCGCCCUGUUCCUGGGCGUGUACCUGACCACGGUGCUGGGGAACCUGCUCAUCAUCCUGCUCAUCAGGCUGGACUCUCGCCUCCACACCCCCAUGUACUUCUUCCUUAGCCACUUGGCCCUCACUGACGUCUCUUUCUCAUCUGUCACCGUCCCUAGGAUGUUAACGAGCAUGCAAACUCAGGAUCAAUCCAUCCCCUAUGCAGAAUGCAUAGCACAGAUGUAUUUUUUCAUAUUUUUUACUGAUCUGGACAAUUUCCUUCUCACCUCAAUGGCAUAUGAUCGGUACGUGGCCAUCUGUCACCCUCUGCACUACACCACCAUCAUGAGAGAGGGACCGUGCACCUUACUAGUCACUGUAUCUUGGAUUCUGUCCUGUGCCAAUGCCCUGUGUCACACCCUCCUCCUGACCCAGCUGUCCUUUUGUGCUGACAACGCCAUCCCCCAUUUCUUCUGUGACCUUGAUGUCCUGCUCAAGCUCUCCUGCUCAGACACAUCGCUCAAUGAGCUGGCCAUCUUCAUAGCAGGAAUGGCAGUCAUUAUCCUCCCACUUACAUCCAUCUUGAUCUCUUAUGGCCGCAUUGGGGCCGCCAUCCUGAAGGUUCCAUCCACCAAGGGCAUCUGCAAAGCUUUGUCAACAUGUGGCUCCCACCUCUCUGUGGUAGCUCUGUAUUAUGGAACAAUUAUUGCCCUGUAUUUUUUCCCAUCAUCCAGCAUGGCUAGUGACAAGAACAUAAUUGCCUCUGUGAUGUACACAGUGGUGACACCACUGCUGAAUCCUUUCAUUUACAGCCUAAGGAACAGGGACAUGAAGGGGGCCCUGGAGAAACUCUUCAACAGGGCAACAGUCUUGUCUCAAUGA
Camelus dromedarius (Arabian camel) is the source of this 1608-nucleotide messenger RNA. RefSeq names its product olfactory receptor 1J4. The coding region runs from base 169 to 1608 and encodes 479 amino acids. NCBI's taxonomy places the organism in Eukaryota, Metazoa, Chordata, Mammalia, Artiodactyla, Camelidae. The record is from RefSeq and is a predicted model, not a curated record. Gene Ontology annotation, biological process: G protein-coupled receptor signaling pathway. Gene Ontology annotation, cellular component: plasma membrane. The transcript has 3 exons. Gene Ontology annotation, molecular function: olfactory receptor activity; G protein-coupled receptor activity.